This is a messenger RNA of Spinacia oleracea (spinach), 1834 nucleotides long. Its product is annotated as MADS-box transcription factor 27. The record is from RefSeq and is a predicted model, not a curated record. Gene Ontology annotation, molecular function: DNA-binding transcription factor activity; RNA polymerase II transcription regulatory region sequence-specific DNA binding; protein dimerization activity. The transcript is spliced from 8 exons. Bases 637 to 1362 code for a protein of 241 amino acids. Lineage: Eukaryota; Viridiplantae; Streptophyta; Magnoliopsida; Caryophyllales; Amaranthaceae. Gene Ontology annotation, cellular component: nucleus. Gene Ontology annotation, biological process: positive regulation of transcription by RNA polymerase II.
UCCCAAACAAGAGAGAGAAAAUUAAUUUCUAUUAUUACUAAUUAAAUUAAAUAAACUUUCCACAAAUGGGAAUGUGUUACGACUCAAAAAUAGACCCCAAUUUACUACAAUACACUUCUCAUCUUCUCCCCCUUUCUAUUCUCAGUAAGCCUCUUUUUAUUUUCUCUCUCCUCCGUAAAUCUCUCUCUUAAUCCUCCAUUUUUCCUUAAUUUAAGUUCUUCUUCUUCUUCUACUUCUUCAAUUCAUUGCAUUUUUAUAAUUAUUUUUUGCGAACACGAGCUUGAUCGAGCUAACGCUUCUGUAAUUUCGAAUUCAUUUCGAUUUCGAUUUUGAUUUAGAUUUAGGUCAAAUGUUCUUCAGCUCAAUCCUCCAUUUUUUUUUUCUUAAUUUAAGUUCUUCUUCUUCAAUUCAUUCCACUUCAUAAUUUUUUCUUCCUCGUUCUCGAUCUUUUCCGAGAUCAGCGAACUCGAUCAGCUUGAUGGAGCUAAGCUGAAUCUUCUGAUUUGAUUUUGAAUUUUUGAUUUAGGUCAAAUGUUCUUGAGCUUCGUGAGCUGAUUAAUUGAUUAAUUAAUCGUCGCUUUUAGGUUAGUGAUUGUACAUUGUCUGAAUCGAAGUAGACGAAACUGAAAUUGAAGGAUGGGGAGAGGAAAGAUCGUGAUUCGAAGGAUCGAUAAUUCGACGAGCAGGCAAGUGACGUUUUCGAAGCGACGGAAUGGAUUGUUGAAGAAGGCGAAGGAAUUGGCUAUCCUCUGUGACGCCGAAGUCGGAGUUAUGGUGUUCUCUAGCACUGGAAAACUCUAUGAUUUCUCUAACUCAAGUUUGAAAUCAGUAAUUGAACGAUACAAGAAGACAAAAGAGGAGCAUCAACAGCUUGCAAAUCCGAACUCUGAGGCCAAGUUUUGGCAAAGAGAAGCGGCUAUGCUACGUCAACAAUUAGAGAGUUUGCAAGAAAACCAUCGGAAAAUGAUGGGUGAAGAACUGUCUGGUUUGAGUGUUAAAGACUUGCAGAAUUUGGAGAACCAGCUGGAGAUGAGUCUUCGAGGAGUUCGGACAAAAAAGGAUGAAAUUCUACAUGGUGAAAUACAAGAGUUAAACCGAACGGGUAAUCUUGUUCAACAAGAAAAUCUAGAAUUACACAAGAAGGUAAAUCUUAUUCGUCAAGAAAACCUGGAGCUUCAAAAGAAGCUCUACGGAUCAAGGGAAGUUAAUGCGACAAACAGAACUUCUUUCCUCACAAAUGGAAUUGGUCUGAACAUGGAAGAAGAUACAAAUGGACCUAUCUGCCUACAGCUUUGCCAACCACAGCAACAAGAAAGCGAAACAACAGGAAGAGCGACGAAUUUUAGACUAAAACUUGCUUAGCGAAGACGAUCUAUCUGUCGGGUAGACACACUGCCUCAACAUAGGUUACCCAAGUCCACACAAAUCUUUUUCAAUAGUUGAGUGCAAAAUCAAAGAUUACUCAUGAAAUGAGUUCCAGAUAAUCAAUGGAACAAACAUCAGCAUUGUUCACAAUUAUUCAGAAAUCAUCCAGCUACGCCAAACCCAGAUGGAGUGUAAUAAAGAUGUGCAUCACAUGUUUAAGUGCCAAGUGUUUUUAACACCUAUCCAUUAACUUUCACAUUUUCUUUGACAAUGUAUCCUUGCUCAGUAUCUUUGGCAAAAGUUGAGGUACUCCCUCUUCCGCAUUUUGUAAUAUUGUGUGAAAACACUAGGUAAGUUAUGUCAUCCAUGCCGUCCUAUGACUCAAGGACUGUAGUCCUGUACUUGUAGUUUUAACAAAUAUAAUAUAGAAAGCCGUGGACACUGGAAAAAGAGAAAUAGCAAGCAAGGG